GUCUGGUUCCUUCCCUUCCUAACUCAAAUACUCCAUUUUAUCUCUCUAAAACUAGGUCUCCCCCUCCCACUGUAAAAACAAAACAGAGGAAAACUAGCGUGUUGAUAGGUCUGGUUCCCUCUCUUGCACUUACAAUGGUCGCUGGGAAGGUGAGGGUGGCAAUGGGGCUGCAAAAACCCCCUGCCAACCAGAAGCAAGAAACACCGCCAAAGCAAAAGCCGCCGCUGCCUUCCCCGAGCUCCGGGAAGUCUGGAUCUCAGAAGGCCGGUUUCUCGCGUUCGUUCGGCGUAUACUUCCCACGGUCCUCAGCGCAGGUGCAGCCACGGCCGCCGGACGUCACGGAGCUGCUCCGUCUCGUUGAGGAGCUUCGUGAGCGAGAAUCUCUAUUAAAAACCGAACUCAUCGGACACAAGCUGCUCAAAGAGUCCGUGGCGAUCGUUCCUGUACUCGAGAGCGAAAUCUCUCAAAAAACUGCUGAGCUUGGAGUGGCGAGUGAGAAGAUCGAGAGGUUAGAAGUUGAGAAUGAGAGACUGGAAAAGGAGCUCCGGGAAGUGAAGAAGGAGUUUGAGGAAGACAGGAGGGAGAGCGAAAGGAAAGUGAAGGAGAUGGAAACGGUGAUUGCGGAGCUCAAGAAAACGGCCUCCGAUUGUAGUAAAGUGGACAUGAAUGUGGAGAGUGACGAGCUCUCCUUAUCUCAGAGGUUUCAAGGAUUAAUGGAGAUUUCCGUAAAAUCGAAUAUUAUAAGAAACCUGAAGAAAUCAAACAGGUGUAGCCAAAUUACUGUUAAUACUAACCAAGAAAAUCACAGGGCGGAUAUUGUGGAUUUAAGGAGAGAGGAGGCCGAAAGUGAGAGACCAAGGCACUCCAGGUGUAACUCGGAGGAACUCGCUGAGUCUACUCUUAUUAAUCAGAGAUCUAGGGUUGCAAGAGUUCCCAAACCACCACCAAGGCCGUCGUCCUCGUCCUCACCGUCAUCCCCAACAUCAUCUGACGGUUCUUGUCCAUCGAUUCCACAACCUCCACCUCCACCUCCACUUCCACCGGCGAUGAAAUCAAUGCCUCCACCACCUCCGCCCCCUGUUAGAACUGCGCCUCCACCGCCUCCUCCACCUCCGCUAAAGGGAAUAAAAGGCGGGCUAGCGAAGGUGAGGAGGGUGCCCGAGGUUGUGGAGUUUUAUCAUUCCUUGAUGCGGAGGGAUUCUCGAAGGGACUCCGGCAGCGGCACGACGGAGCUGGUACCUGCCACGCUCAACUCCCGCGACAUGAUAGGGGAGAUCGAGAACCGGUCGACUCACUUGCUUGCGAUAAAAACAGAUGUGGAAACACAAGGAGAUUUUAUAAGGUUUCUGAUCAAAGAGGUUGAGAAUGCAGCCUUCACCAACAUUGACGAUGUGGUGCUUUUCGUCAAGUGGCUCGAUGAUGAGCUCUCUUACUUGGUUGAUGAAAGGGCAGUGCUUAAGCAUUUUGAAUGGCCAGAGCAAAAGGCAGAUGCCCUGCGCGAGGCUGCAUUUGGUUAUUGUGAUUUCAAGAAGCUUGAAUCUGAGGCUUUGUCUAUUCGUGAUGAUCCUCGCCAGCAAUGUGGUCCAGCUCUCAAAAAAAUGCAGGCUUUGCUUGAAAAAUUGGAGCAUGGAGUCUACAACCUCUCACGUCUGAGGGAAUCCGGUACUAACAGAUUCAAAGGUUUCCAAAUUCCUACAGAUUGGAUGCUUGACACUGGGAUUGUAAACCAGAUCAAGCUGGCAUCAGUGAAAUUAGCAAUGAAGUAUAUGAAGAGAGUAUCCGCUGAACUUGAAAGCGUUGGGGGUAGUCCUGAAGAGGAGGAACUGAUUGUCCAGGGGGUUAGAUUCGCUUUCCGGGUGCAUCAGUUUGCUGGAGGUUUUGAUGUUGAAACAAUGAGGGCAUUCCAGGAGCUGAGAGAGAAAGCCAGAUCUUGCCAUAUACAAUGCCAGAAUCAGCAACAUCAGAGACUUGUAUGCAGGUCUACGACCUGUUAAUCUGUAGCAACCUCAGCUUCAGAAGUGCUUACCUUUUUUGUUGUAAAGAUAUAAAACAUAAUAAUGUAUGUGAAUACACGAUGGCUGAGGCUAUCUCUCAUUAAGAUUGAUUUGUUGAUCUAA
Molecule: messenger RNA, 2117 nt
Organism: Tripterygium wilfordii
Lineage: Eukaryota; Viridiplantae; Streptophyta; Magnoliopsida; Celastrales; Celastraceae
Product: protein CHUP1, chloroplastic
Exons: 6
Coding region: 135-1994 (619 amino acids)
Biological process (GO): chloroplast organization
Cellular component (GO): chloroplast outer membrane
Source: RefSeq, a predicted model, not a curated record